This is a messenger RNA of Octodon degus (degu), 1820 nucleotides long. RefSeq names its product cutC copper transporter (gene Cutc). NCBI's taxonomy places the organism in Eukaryota, Metazoa, Chordata, Mammalia, Rodentia, Octodontidae. Gene Ontology annotation, molecular function: copper ion binding. Bases 116 to 937 code for a protein of 273 amino acids. The record is from RefSeq and is a predicted model, not a curated record. The transcript is spliced from 10 exons.
GCGGACGUCGGGGACGUGCAGGGCGUGCGCCGCCUUGGAGGACGCGCUUCCCAGGGUGCGCGCGCGGCCGCUCGGCCUGUGAGUGGAAACCGAGGGCGCGAGGAGAGCGUGGAGCAUGAAGAGGCAGGGGACCUCCUUGGAGCGGAAAGCCGCGCGGAUACCGUCGGGGACGGCCGGAGCAGCAAAUGGAUUUCUUAUGGAAGUAUGUGUGGAUUCAGUGGAGUCAGCUGUGAAUGCAGAAAGAGGAGGAGCUGGUCGGAUUGAGUUAUGUUCUGGUUUAUUGGAGGGAGGAACCACACCCAGCAUGGGUGUUCUUCAAGUAGUGAAACAGUGUGUCCAGGUCCCAGUUUAUGUGAUGAUUCGGCCACGUGGAGGUGAUUUUUUGUAUUCAGAUCGUGAAAUUGAGGUGAUGAAGGCUGACAUUCAGCUUGCGAAACUUUAUGGUGCAGAUGGCUUGGUGUUUGGGGCACUGACUGAAGAUGGACAUAUUGACAAAGAGCUGUGCAUGUCUCUUGUGGCUCUUUGCCGUCCUCUGCCAGUCACUUUCCAUCGAGCUUUUGACAUGGUUAAUGAUCCAAUGGAAGCACUAGAGACUCUCUUAGCCUUGGGAUUUGAACGCGUAUUGACCAGUGGAUGUGACAGUUCAGCAUUAGAAGGACUGCCUCUGAUAAGGCGACUCAUAGAUCAGGCAAAAGGCAGGAUUGUGGUAAUGCCAGGAGGUGGCAUAACCGACAGAAAUCUACAGAGAAUCCUUGAGGGUUCAGGUGCUACAGAAUUUCAUUGUUCUGCUCGGUCUUCUAGAGACUCUGGAAUGAAGUUUCGAAAUUCUUCUGUUGCCAUGGGAGCCUCACUUUCUAACUCAGAAUAUUCUCUAAAGGUAACAGAUGUGACCAAAGUAAGGACUUUGAAUGCUAUUGCAAAGAAUAUUCUGGUGUAACUGGCCUCUCGAGAGACAUGGAUAUCACAGUGUGAAGGUAGAAAGAUUUCUGGAAAGAUGGUAGAGUGGUAAGUCACAGAAAAUCACCUAAGAUUUGGAGUCCAAGUUCUGGAAAAUACCAACCUGGAGAAGAAAUGAAGGAGAAGGAGGAUUCCUGAGACUCAGAAAGAAUCUGAAGGGAAAGUUGGAACCCAUAGAGAAAGUGAAAAGACGGGUCUCAGUGAUGAAGAAAAGCAGAGAGUAACUGCAAGUUUUACCUGGCUCUUGGCUUUUCACAUGAGAGAGGAGGAUCAAAUCUGCAGAGACACAGUGAGGACAGGUAUUUGCAAAGUCCUCCAGGGAAAAACGCAAGAUGGAAUGAAGUAGUGGAUAUUGGGCACUACAAUAGCUGGCAAGUGACUCCAGCCCAAGCAAUUUCCGUGUCCCCUGGACAGGGUGCUUGGUCGAGUGCUGUGUUAGGGAGAGGUAAACUGAACCAGGACCCAGAGCAUCUGUGAAUUGGCUUCAUCUCAGGGCUACCAGUGUUGAAAAUUUACAGUGACUAGGUGAGGGACAAAUAUGCAAGAUGUAUAGGGUCAGGAAGAGGGUGGUCAGGUCAGCAAGACGCCCAAAGUGUUGUAGACUGAAUGAAGACCCAGCCCCAUGACCAGAGGCCAAGCUCAGUCUGAACUUCAGUGGAUUUGAAGUUUGCUGGAUUAUCUAGUGUGCAUCUGGGCUCUGAUUGUCUCAUUUCUCUACCAGCAAUAAAGUCACUGCCUAAAUUGGACACUACUACAAAACUGUAGACCCUGGAUAACCUGGAGCUUGACAUUACAAAAAGUUUUCUUUUUUUUUUUCUUUAUUAUUUGGUUGGUUGAUUUUUCUUGACUGUUUUGGUUAUUUG